Messenger RNA from Ixodes scapularis (black-legged tick), 3401 nucleotides. RefSeq names its product acyl-CoA-binding domain-containing protein 5. The record is from RefSeq and is a predicted model, not a curated record. Gene Ontology annotation, biological process: fatty acid metabolic process. The coding region runs from base 356 to 1564 and encodes 402 amino acids. Gene Ontology annotation, molecular function: fatty-acyl-CoA binding. The transcript has 9 exons. Lineage: Eukaryota; Metazoa; Arthropoda; Arachnida; Ixodida; Ixodidae.
GGCCAAUGCUAAAGAAAGAAAUUCAUGGAACCACUGCACGCAACGUUGUAAUUCUUUAAAUUUUAAUUUGUGGCGUAAAGAUUGAUUUACAGAUAUUUGAGUAAAAUGUAGUUAGAUUUUAGCAAUAUUUUAGUUCCUACAAGUGGCGCCUAGGCGGUCGCGGAAACAAAUAGGAAAGAAGUGGCGAAGUCUGGCGAAGUCGUGGAGAGAAGGGUUGGAGUCUGUUUGGAGAUUGUCCGUGAGUGAGACCGUGGAGAGUUCAAGGCAGUCGAGAGUGCCGAGGAACAUUUUGUAAACAUACUCAAUGCGCGAUUGCUCCGGGCACUGCUUAUUCCACUAAACGGAGACCGCAGCCAUGUCUACCGAGGACAGGUUUCAUGCAGCUGUCGAAGUGAUCAGAGGACUUCCCAAGAACGGUUCCUUCCAGCCCUCCCAUGACCUCCAGCUCAAGUUCUAUGCAUACUACAAGCAGGCAACUCAGGGCUCUGUUGCAGAGUGCAAGGUUCCAAAGCCCAGGUUUUGGGACAUCAUUGGUAAUGCAAAAUGGGAUGCCUGGAUGCGACUGGGAGACAUGUCGAAGGAGGAGGCCAUGCAGAAAUACGUUGAGGAGCUUGUAAAGAUUGUGGAAGCCAUGUCUUAUACGGACAAUGUGGCCAAGUUUAUGGAUUUGCUGGGCCCUCUGUUUGACAUGACGCCGUCGGAGGCUGCGCUGUUGCAGACAAAGCUGAACGGCAACCGAGAGUCCGAGGAUGACAUAGAAACUCUCGAAGUUCCCAGCCAGGAAGAGCCCGUUUACGGAAGGGCUGACAAGAGGCCCGAAGAAAAGGCGGAGAGGAAAGCGAGCGUUUCUGGAGGCCUCAACGGUCAUCCAUCCAACUUCGACAGUGAAGAGGACGAAUUCUCGGAUACGUACGACCACAUGGGCGACGAGGACGAUGAGAGUGGGUCCCCACAGCCUCGGGAGGAUUCGACCAUGCUGGACGAUGCAGUCACGGAGGCACUCCGAAGCGGCACAGACCGCGUGCUGGUGCAGGACUCGGAGAGCCAGUUGUGGGCGUUCUACGCGGAUAGCGGCGGCAAGCCCCCCAACGGGGACCUGGCCAACGUGCGGGGAGGGGGCGACGACCCCCAGCGGAAGGCGGGGCCCCUGCCCAAGGGUGGCCUGGGAGGUACGGGGAGGUACCCCAGGGGAUACCGCAGGAGGGAGGGUGAUCUCGGAGCAGACGGUCUCCCACCGGACGGCCGUCACGUCGGGCCGAGGGGCUACCCUGGCGGCAUGGGCGGCAGUGGCGGCAGCGGGCGUGGCCACCACAGGCUGCCCCUGGAAGUGAGCGAGCAGCUGGCAGUGGCUGUGCUGCGUCUGCAGCAGACGAUGGACGAGGUCGUGGCACGCCUGGAGGUGCUCGAGACGCUGCUUCAACACUCCAAGUCACGGCAAAACCAACGCUGGUGGCUCUUUGGUGGGGUCGCUCCUCACCUGCUUCUUCUCCUCUUGGCCUGGCCCGUGGUCUUCCAGCUCUGCCUGUACCUCGUCAGCAGACGCAGGCUGAGGCAACUCAGAUGAGCACUGACAUGGAGCUAGGAGCAGGCACUCCGUUCUGCCGGCGCAUCUUUCGGAUCGCAAGAGCGGAAGGAAGGACGGCUUCCUCACUAAAAGAGGGCACAGUCACGACCGCACAUUGGUGGAACUUGCGAGAGACCGGUUGCGGUUUGCACUGUUGCAAGUUCUUCCCGGUUUGCCGCAGCAGGCGUUUGCAGCCUCUUGCGAGUUUGUGCAAUUAUAGCGAGUUUUUAUUGUACCUCGCCGUUGUCUCGUUUUUCAAGAGUCUGCGGCCUGCGCUUGAUGAGCGUCGGUACCUCUCGGAACCGAGAAUUGCGAUACGGGACCACCAGAGAAGCUGGGGGUUGUUUCCUAGAGCCACUAAAUGAGCUACGUUUAGGAGCAUCGGUACUCCGUUCCCCGGUUCUCUCGAGGGCACCGCCAUUUCGGUGCUUAGUACAGAGCGGGUGCAAUUGGAGAUUGUUACGAUACGAAAAUGCAAUUUCCUCAACUUUAGACAAAGUGUUGGGAAGCUCGGGUGACGUCAUUUUUCGCGGACGGUUUUUAAAUUCCUGGAGGACGAACGACCAUUUCCUGCUAUAUCGGAUAAAGCUUCGGGCAACUGGCACCAAGAUGGCCGAAGUGCUGCUACUCUGACAUGUAGCUUACGGAGUGGCACUGGUAAUUCUGACGUCCACGUGGGACGCGUCGUCGAGUGUGGUUGUCAAGUGUCGCGGCAAAAUGAAUUUGAAAACUUGUUUUAUUAUUUGGAUUGAAAUAUAGCGAACAAAUUGUUUUGCUUCUCAUUUUGAUAGCAAAGUUUCUGUAUUUAGCUUGGCUGUAAUAAAAGCGUUAACUUUCCAGGUACCCAGAGCGCGAGUCAUAUUUUGUCCGAUAUACUUACGCCUGUUGCGUUAAUGUGCUCAUCUACACCUGUGCAAUGCUGGCCCUCCCGAACUAACUCUACGACCAAGUUUGGAGGCUACCGAAAUCUGACGAGGACGAUUUUAGUGUCUCGAGGUUGUUUGGCCGCUCAUGUUUCAGUUGUUGAUCUUCGCGCUGUAUUCCCACCCGGGAGUUUUGUGCAGUGUUGUGGGACAUGUGGCUUGUGAAAGCAGUGUGAUCAGAUAGUAGUGCACACAGUGUACGAUGUGGGAGUGUAUCUAGAUGGAACCACAAUUGUGCAAGGUCUCCCGACCACGGCGAUCAAUUGGUGUUCAUUGCGAGGUGCAGCCGUCCUUAAAUUUGCUGGGAAAAAGUAUGCGAAGUAAAGUCCCGCUUAUGAAGUUACAAAUUACCGGUGAUAGUACAAUGCAUCUAGAAACUGCCCGCAAUGAUAGACUCAUGUUCAGAAAAUAACUUGCGCCAUGCCGUUAUACCUGCUUGCCUUCGAUAAUGUGUGCAUCCCUCGGGUUAAUGUAGAUUCAGGCAGCCCGGAAGUAUAGACUGUUCUGUCUACCGCGUUUGUGCAACUCUUUCGUGAUUGAAAUCGGCUUGCAUCCACUAAAAAGCUCAGGCCAAGCGCAACUUGUGACAACAAUUUCCACGAUAUAUAACACAACGGCAGCAAGCACACUCAUCUCUUGAAAAAAAGUUUACUUGUGGAUCAGCAGCCAGUCAAUUUCAGUUUCACAAGUGUGCAGUUGCAGGAGUAUGCGAGACAGGCCAAAAACAUUUUUUCACCAAGUCUGGAAAGCAACUUCUUGCACCACAGAGAAAAAAAAAAAGAAAAAAAAGCUUGGUUGUUAUUAGGGUUUUUUCAAUGUUUAAAAUGUGGGAGGUGAACGAUACUGGUGAGAGUACAUCAAUGUUAUGUAUAUUUUUAAUUGACAGCUUAAUAAAGUUUUUAUUAAACACUGAA